AAUUGGAUACCUGCAAUGCAUUUCUGAAUGAUCCAGGGUCAAGUGAUCUCCUUUGGGAUGGUUUGCUCUGUGUUGUGAUGACAGAUCUGUCUGUCUUUUUGCCUCUCCAGAUUAUUUAACAUAUACAGCAUAUGUAUUGGUCGUGUAGUCGUAACACAAGUGAAAAUGACUGGAGGUUAUGAAGUGGAGCAGUUUGUGGAUACCCCAGAUGAUGAUCUGAUUUGUGUCAUCUGUAGAGCCGUUCUACGCUGCCCUGUACGACUCAAAUGCAACCAUGUCUUCUGCAAGGAAUGCAUUUUGCAGUGGAUGAAAAGACAGGUGAAAUGCCCUUGCUGCAGGCAGCCUAUUGACCAGAACCAAAUGCUGGUUUUGUUUAAGCUGAGUAAAUCCAUUGGCCGUUUACCAAUCAAGUGUCGAAAUGCACAGCAAGGCUGCCGAACCACUUUCCCGCUCUCGAACGAGUACCUCCACAUCUCCAACUGUCCGUACGAGUGGCAGCUCUGUCCUCAUGAAGGCUGUGGGCAGCAGGUGCUGAGGAAAGAUGCGCAGGCACACGACCAGAGCUGUAGCCACUGGCGACAGCUGUGUCCCAUGGGCUGCGGGACGCUUCUCGUCCGAGAGAACCAGGCCCGACACAACUGCUACCGAGAGCUACGGCAGCACUACGUGUCCGAGCGGAGGAAGCAGAGGGCCAUCGCUGCCAACCUACGCAGGAAGAUGCAGCGCAUGCAGAGCCGGAUGGCACAAAUAAGAAGGCAGAUCAAUCUUUUGUGCGAGAGCCUGGAGGUCGACGAUCUGGAAAUUGAAGCAGGAGAGGGAACCAGCACAUGGAUGGACGCUAGUGCCGCCAGUCCAAGCAGCAGCAGACACCAUCACACCAACAGUUCAAGAGUCAGAUUUACAUGACGGAAAUAUCCUUCAGGAUUCAAAAAAAAGCAUUCGAGUUAGUUUUUUGUAUGUGCGAGUUUCAUUAAAUGUAUCUUUCCCUUUUUGUAAUCAUCUGGGAUAGUUCACCAAAAAACGUUUACCCGCAUUCAUGUCAUUCCAAACUUGUAUGACUUUCUUUCUCCAGAAGAUAUUUUGAAGACGUUUCAACUGUACAUAGUACAUACAAUGAAACACAAACACUGCAAAAUAAAAAUAAAAAUAUUUUUUGUGAUCUGCAGAUUGCAGAGUAAAGAAAGUCAUACAUGUUUAAAAACAUGAGGUUAAGUAUAUGAUGACAGAAUCCCUUUAAGGGCGGCACAGCCAACCGAAUUUACAGAUUUAUUGUUUGUAUAUAGAGAAAAGUACGAUAAACAGAAAAGGUUGAUGCUAAUUACCAAAUAUUACAAAGAAAAAACAAUUACUGUAACAUUCAAAUGCCUGCUUAAGUUAUUACAGAUAUUACAAUCUUGAAGUGACACUUGACAAGAAAAUGUCAAAUCGUACAAAAACUGUCUUUGAUACUAGGCCUAUAUAUUAAUUCAUAAUGUAAAAAGCAAACACUCGUGGAACAUGUAUGUAAGACUUUUUUCAAAACGAGUUUGAAUGAAUGUAAAAAUGAAUGAUUUAAUAAAUUCUUUAUUAUUUACUAUUUACUUGUUACUAAUGCUUAUAUGUCUAAUUUAAGCUAUUGUGGAUGUUCAACAAAUAACCAGUUGUCCUUAAGACAUAAACACAAUAAAGUAAUAAAAUGAUUUAAACACACAUUAAGCCAAUG
Messenger RNA from Pimephales promelas (fathead minnow), 1702 nucleotides. The record is from RefSeq and is a predicted model, not a curated record. NCBI's taxonomy places the organism in Eukaryota, Metazoa, Chordata, Actinopteri, Cypriniformes, Leuciscidae.